Paramuricea clavata is the source of this 162-nucleotide messenger RNA. The record is from the annotation of a GenBank genome assembly. Lineage: Eukaryota; Metazoa; Cnidaria; Anthozoa; Malacalcyonacea; Plexauridae.
AUGCAGCAUUGCCUCCAAAUCAGUGAGGAUUGUCUCUUACAACACAUCCAGCGAGAGCAUUACCAGGCAGUAAUAUGGAAAAGAGAAACAACUCCAAUAAUUGAUGCGCCUUCACCAACUGAUCAUGGAUGGAAGAUUAAUGAAGAAGGAAAUAUUGAUGUG